Eutrema salsugineum is the source of this 1906-nucleotide messenger RNA. RefSeq names its product serine/threonine-protein kinase 38-like. The transcript has 13 exons. Bases 1 to 1740 code for a protein of 579 amino acids. Gene Ontology annotation, biological process: peptidyl-serine phosphorylation; intracellular signal transduction. Gene Ontology annotation, molecular function: ATP binding; protein serine/threonine kinase activity. The record is from RefSeq and is a predicted model, not a curated record. NCBI's taxonomy places the organism in Eukaryota, Viridiplantae, Streptophyta, Magnoliopsida, Brassicales, Brassicaceae.
AUGGAUUCUGCAAGAAGUUGGUUUCACAAGUUUCAACCACGAGACAAGCCCCGGAAAAAAGAUAUGUUCUCCGGUAGCACUUGCGGCGGCGGGACAGAAACCGCCGUCAACGGCGGAGAAAAUGAAACAGAGACGGCGACUAAACUUCCGCCACUAGGCGGAGAAGGAGAAGCACUCUCAAAUACAACCAAACAGAAAGUUGCCGCAGCCAAACAGUACAUUGAGAAUCAUUAUAAGGAACAGAUGAAGAAUCUCAACGAGAGAAAGGAGAGACGAACAACGCUUGAGAAGAAGCUAGCAGAUGCAGAUGUAUCUGAAGAAGAUCAAAACAAUCUUAUAAAGUUUCUUGAGAAGAAAGAAACAGAGUACAUGCGACUCCAGAGGCAUAAGAUGGGUGCUGAUGAUUUCGAACUUUUAACUAUGAUCGGUAAAGGAGCUUUUGGAGAGGUUCGAGUUUGUAGAGAGAAGAACACAGGUCAUGUUUUUGCGAUGAAGAAACUCAAGAAAUCAGAAAUGCUUCGCCGAGGCCAGGUGGAGCAUGUGAGAGCAGAGAGGAAUCUAUUGGCAGAAGUAGACAGUAACUGUAUAGUGAAACUUUACUGUUCUUUCCAAGACAAUGAGUAUCUUUACCUGAUAAUGGAGUAUUUGCCCGGCGGCGAUAUGAUGACUCUUCUGAUGAGGAAAGACACUUUGAGUGAAGAUGAAGCUAGAUUCUAUGUCGCUGAAGCUGUUCUCGCUAUUGAAUCUAUCCAUAAACGCAACUAUAUCCACAGGGACAUAAAGCCAGAUAACUUGUUGCUUGAUAGAAUUGGACAUUUGAGGUUGUCUGAUUUUGGACUAUGCAAGCCAUUAGAUUGUAGUGUUAUUGAAGGAAAAGAUUUCUCGGUUGGAAAUUCGUGUAACGAAGGAGGUUCAGAGAGCGAAGAGAACGCCGCAGCAGCAACCGCUCCUAAACGCUCGCAGCAAGAACAGUUGCAACAUUGGCAAAAGAAUCGAAGAAUGCUUGCUUACUCAACCGUUGGUACACCUGACUAUAUUGCACCUGAAGUCUUGUUAAAGAAAGGAUACGGCAUGGAAUGUGACUGGUGGUCACUAGGAGCUAUAAUGUAUGAGAUGCUUGUUGGGUAUCCACCGUUUUACUCUGACGACCCAAUGUCUACUUGUAGAAAGAUAGUGAAUUGGAGAACACAUUUGAAGUUCCCUGAAGAAGCAAGGCUAUCACGAGCGGCUAAGGAUCUUGUUUGUAAGCUUUUGAGUAACGUUAACCAACGAAUCGGCUCUACCGGUGCCUCCCAAAUUAAGGCACAUCCUUGGUUCGAAGGCAUAGAAUGGGAAAAGAUUUACCAAAUGGAAGCUGCUUUUAUUCCUGAGGUCGACGACGAUUUGGAUACUCAAAACUUUGAGAAGUUCGAUGAGGAAGAUAAUCAAAAUCAAGCACCCUCUAGAACAGGACCAUGGAGAAGAAUGUUAUCUUCAAAAGACAUAAAUUUUGUCGGCUACACAUACAAAAACUUCGAAAUCGUCAACGAUUAUCAAGUCCCUGGGAUAGCGGAACUGAAGAAGAAAGAGACUAAACCAAAGAGACCAUCGGUUAAGUCACUAUUCGAAAGCGAAUCGGAUUCUUCGUCGGACAUGUCAGCGAUGGUGGCUGGUUCGGAACAACACAUCGUUAACCGGAGUAUAUCGAAUCCAACGCCUCGUGAAUAUGAACCCAACCUGAGACGUCUAGAGUCCGAGUAGAUAUCUCCAUCUACACAUAUACCAACCUGAACCGGAACUAAUGAACUAAAAUUAAAGUAUACCGAACUUAGUUUGGAGACGGAUACCGAAUAACUAUUAAUUCUCUUAUUCUUUUGUUAGCCCUAAUUAAUCUGCAGAUUGCAAUACAUUCGGUAUUAAUAUAAUC